AUGUUCGUACGAGACCGAGCCGGAGCCCGAAUAGAGCAUCCCCUUCCAGUCGGCGGUCGCGCGGCGCUGCACCGCUUCGACCCCAUAACGCCGUCGAACUGGCGCUGCGAUUCGAAGUUGAUGAAGGCCGCCGAAGCCCGUGCCUGCGCUGCCAGCGCGCCCCAACGGGCCCGCCAGAAACCGGCCAGCUCAUAUUGGCUGUGGUCGACGCGGUUGACCGCCGAGCCUUCAUUGUCGCGCCCUUCAGCCGCGCACGUCAUAGCUGCGCGUCGAACGCGUGCCUUUGGACGAGUCCCAGCCCAGCGGGCUCAGCCAAUAGCCCCAUUUGCCCUCUUCGCUGAACUCGCCGGCCGGCUCGCGGAGCUGGGCGGCGGCGGUGCGAGGCGAGCGUCACGCCCUCGAACACGCCGCCGGCAUGGUUGGGCAGCAUCUGCUCGAUCGCGCCCCGGAAGGCCGCACCGUCGUAGAUGCCCCGGAUCGAGUCGGAGAGCUUGGCAUCGCUGCCGAUCGCGGCGUCGAUCGCGUCGAAAGGCGCUGACGCCGGCGUUGCUCAACCCUAAUUCGGUCUUCGCCUUGCGGCUGACCUCGACCGCGAUCUCAUUGGGUUGGCUGGCGACGAUCGCGCCCUUGUAG
This is a messenger RNA of Acanthosepion pharaonis, 633 nucleotides long. NCBI's taxonomy places the organism in Eukaryota, Metazoa, Mollusca, Cephalopoda, Sepiida, Sepiidae. The record is from the annotation of a GenBank genome assembly.